Copidosoma floridanum is the source of this 1560-nucleotide messenger RNA. RefSeq lists its product as uncharacterized. Gene Ontology annotation, molecular function: RNA polymerase II cis-regulatory region sequence-specific DNA binding; DNA-binding transcription activator activity, RNA polymerase II-specific. Gene Ontology annotation, biological process: regulation of transcription by RNA polymerase II. Gene Ontology annotation, cellular component: nucleus. The record is from RefSeq and is a predicted model, not a curated record. NCBI's taxonomy places the organism in Eukaryota, Metazoa, Arthropoda, Insecta, Hymenoptera, Encyrtidae.
CCAGGAGGAGCGGCAGGGGCGGUAGCUGCAGCCUCACCAGUCGAGCCCAGCAACUACGGCCCAGCAAUGCGGGAAAAGGACUCGAGCCCGCGCAAGAUGCCCGGCCACAUAAGCCCCAAGCAGGCGAGCAUCUACCCGCUGAGCGGACGCGCCGAGCCCGAGCCCGAGCUACCCUACGACCUCAGCCACGGGCACCAAGCCGUCGCCGCCACCAGUUCCUGCAGCUCCAGCCGCGAGUCCGCCCAACGCCAAUCGUCCCGCGACCACCACCACCACCACCACCACAACCACCACGGCCAACACUUCCAGCAGCAACAGCAACGCAGCCGCCUCGAACUCGAGAGUCUCGCCGAACCCCUCGACCUACGCCUCGAGCACAAAAAGGAAAACCUACGCGACGAGAACGCCAACGAGAUCGAGACCCUCAACCAGAACAGCCCCGAGCGACUGCCUUACCACCACACGGUCCUCUUCCCGCAACACCACGCCGUCCACCCGCUCGUCCUCGAAGCCAUGUACCGCUCCAGCCAGCAACAAUCCACCCAACCACCACCACCACCACCACCGCCAACCCCGACGCCCGACCUACCCAAGAUCCAAGUGCGCGCCCUCCCUACCAUGGUGCCGCUGGCGAGCAGUCGAUUCUCAACCGCGUCCCCCGUGGCCGCCCAACCCCAGCCGGCCCCCUCGAGGUCCACCAGCCCCACCAGCCAGGACGCCCAACACCGGCAAUCCCCAACCCCGUCCAACCAGCAACAACCACCACCACCGACGAGCCGCCGGCAGCCGGCCGGCAACUACAACAGCUCGCCGGGCGCGGUGGCCGGGGCCAGCUUGAAGCCAAAGGACCGCUACUCGUGCAAAUUUUGCGGCAAGGUGUUCCCCCGCUCGGCCAACCUCACCCGCCACUUGCGCACCCACACCGGCGAGCAGCCCUACAAGUGCAAGUACUGCGAGCGCAGCUUCAGCAUAUCGAGCAACCUGCAGCGCCACGUGCGCAACAUCCACAACAAGGAAAAGCCGUUCAAGUGCCCGCUCUGCGAGAGGUGCUUCGGCCAACAGACAAAUCUGGACCGGCACCUCAAGAAGCACGACGCCGACGGACCCACGAUCCUCGACGAGGUGCGCUCGAGGUACAACCACCACCAAGCGGCGGCAGCGGCUGCGGCUGCGGUGGUGGCUAGUGGUGGUGGGUCCGGUCAGAUGGCCCGCGCAGCGGAGGACUCGUACUUCGAGGAGAUCCGUAGCUUCAUGGGUAAGAUAACCUCGCGGGGCCAGGGCUUGCCCCCGUACUUCCCGAGCCUGCUCCAGGCGGCGGAGGAGAGACCACCGGCGGCCUGGUCGGACAAGCACACGGCCCGGCUGCGCCCGUGCGAGGAGAAGCGCCACCAGGGGGACUCGUCGUACUUCAGCGACCGGGACAACCUGUCCUCGAGGUCGAGCAGCGGUGGCAGCAGCACCGGGAGCAGCGGCGGCAACCACAGUCGGCCCGAGAGCCUCCACGAGGAGCAGGUGGAGCCCCCGACCUCGGCCCCUGCCUCCCCCGCCAACAACACCUGA